Molecule: messenger RNA, 2646 nt
Organism: Symbiodinium natans
Lineage: Eukaryota; Dinophyceae; Suessiales; Symbiodiniaceae
Source: the annotation of a GenBank genome assembly
AUGGAGAGAUCAGCGCCUGGUCCCUCAGUUCCCCCUUCCAGAGAUGAUGUGGCCCUGCAGGACCUCUUUGACACCUGCUACGGCCUUGGCGACCAUCACCAGGUCGAAGGGAAAUCGAAAUAUCUCUAUCGUCAGCGAGACGAGUGCUUAACUUCCCUACAAGACCUGGAGACAGCAGUUGCGCAGGACACAGGCAUCGUCAGAGCCAAGCUGGGGGAAUGGCAAGUCCUGCCUAGAAAGAUCGUCCCCCUGCUCACGUCGUACAUCGAGGACUCGGAAUUGGCUUCCCACGUCUUGAAGCUGAUGGUUCUCCUGACGACGCGCGUAGGAAACUACGGCCCUCCUCCAGUAGACCACCGGAUGCUUCAAGAGCAAGAGCGCGAGCAGCUUUGCCACUUACAGGAGUACAAGGAGGCUUUCACGAACUCCGCUGUCUUCACCAUGCUCGUUCGGCUGCUAGUUGAAGCUCUGGAUGGAGAGGGGCGAACGCACCUCUUCAAGGACGUACUGUUCUUGCUGCGAAAUCUCGUGUCUGUCCCAGAUCCGGGCCCGGGCGACACCGGCUUCACCCCUCUGAGACGAAGGAUGCAGAUGACGUUCCUUCGCAACUUCUGCGAAGAAGGCGUGCUUGCCUUCCUGUCGCUCAUUGCCAACGAGCUGACCGCCCAGCAGCAGGAGGACACCCAGCAGGUCUGGGCGCUUGCAGACAUCCUUUAUCAUGUAUGCACCCACUUCGACCCCGAGGAGCUGCUGACAAGUCGCAAGAAUCAGGGCAAGCCCAGAAGCGAUCUGGCGGAGCUCCUGGCGCGCGACAAGGCGGACCAGAAGCUCCUGGCGCCGCAGUCCUCCAGGCAUAGCCGCUUCGGCACGUUGAUGCACACCAUGUCGUCGGAUGGCUCCAUGAUGUUGUCAUCCUCCGUGAUGCAGAACAGCAUUAUUCAGAAAAGCUCAGCGCUUCUAAAGCGCGAGUUCCGCAAUCCUGAAGUCAGCGGCAAGAAGACCAACAUGUUCCACAAUCUGUUUUUUGUCGACCUUGGGGAAGGGUCUGUCCGGGAGUACAACCAGAUAAAUCCGCAUGUGCGGGGAGUCCUCGACGACCGUAUGUACCAUCCGCAGAAGGUUCUUCAAGGCUAUCGCGCUUUCUUUGAGCAGCUUUGCUCGACCUCCUUCAGCUCGCUAGUCAGCAUUAUGCGGAGCAGCUGCAAUGCAAAUCCUGCCAAAGAAGGAGCUGCAGGAACAGAAUUCGACAUGCCACACUUGCUGAACUUCGUUUCCUGGUUCCUGGAGUUCCACCGUGUUCAGCAUGCAACGCAGGUGGAGGAAGCCAAGAAGAAGAGCUCACCGCCUCCCGACAUGGACAUCGCUGUCAUCCAAGGGGCCAUUGACUUGGAUAUGAUCCAGUUCACUACAGCGCGACUUCGCGACUUUGGCAAGGGGGCGCAUAUUCACUCUUCUUUCCUGGUGGUGGUUCUCCGUGCUCUCUCGGCACAAGUCCAGACCAUUAAAGUCAUCACCGAGUGCACUGGCUCUGAUACGCGAGACUGCGGAGAUCUCCUGGUGACUCACACUGUAAAGGAGGAUGUCUUGGGAAACGUCUCGUGGAUCAUGAAGAACUUCAACUCCGCUACACAUGAUCCUCGCAUUCUCUCAUACUCGGUGGAGGUCUGGCACUUGUUGACGAUGCUGAUGGAGAGACGCGGUGGUGAAAGGGGCGCAGAAGCCGAGUUCCAGGUUGAGCGGCUUCGUGGAGUGCAGAUGUCGCGCUCCACCACGUCCGUCGAGAAGGAGAUCGCAGGCCUUGCCGAUUCCAGAGUCGUGGAAAACCUCUUCCACCUGCUGGAGAAGUAUCGACGCCACACGCCCUUGCUCCAAUCCAUGCUGGUCAAGCUGAUCCGGAGCAUCAUGGAUGCACAGCCCACGAACAUUGUCUUGUUUUUUGAGCUCUCCUACUUCAUGCGCAUUCAGCGCAUCAUGACCGAUCCGCUUCUGACAAGUAACAAGAACGCCGAGAAAUACAAAGACAUUCUUGGACUACUCCGAUUCGUCUUGCGGGAGUUCUUCACAUGUGCCGAGACCAACAAAUGCGUUUUUGCUGAGCUGCUGUUCCGCAAGGUUCAGGAAAGUCAAAAAGAGCAGGUCGAGUCUUGCGCUGUUGAGUUCGGUGCAAUUCUGAGCAACUACGAAAACGAAGGAUACCGACAGGUCUUGGACAGGAUGAGUGCCGGAGACACAGUCAAAACGAUCAGAAAGCAGCGAGCGGACGUGAUGAAGGGACAAGGUUGGACAGAGGAGGAGGAUGCUGUACUGCGACAGCGCUACGCAAUGUAUGCAAGCCAUCCGCUGGCUGCCGACCUGCUGGCAGCCGACCUGCCGGAAGACAACAAGCGAACGCCCCUACAGGUGCGCCGCCGCCUGAUCGAGCUCGAGCUGAUGCCGGCGAGGGGACCAGGAGGUCGGGCUGCUGCGGCUGAGGACGAGCCGGCCUCAAAGAAGGCCAAGGUUGACAGCGGCAACGUGGACAUGCCCGCAGGCAAAGCCGCAGGCAACGGAAGCCAUGCAGGAUGGAACAUCCAUUGCCCUGAGCGUGCUUCAUGCGUGAGGCAAGCCCGCGCCGCCCACUUCUUUCAGCACACCUGCUGGCACUGA